AUGGGUGGAGAAGCUCACCCCAGAGCUCCUCCCAGCUCUUAUCCGAAGCUGGUCGAGCGCCCGGUGGGCCAGCAUAUCCGGAGUAUCUACCUCGAGAGAUUGCGCCAAUUCACUGACGAGGGUCUUUAUCGCGAAGAUGGGCUUGUCAGCAAGUAUUACGAUGCCAUUGUAUCCGACCAAGACCACGUCAAACUAUCCGUAUACUCCCCACCAGACCUAUCGCGGCCAACCUUCGAAGAAGCGAUAUCACAUGAAUUCAAACCAACUAGAAUCGGCAAUGCUUUUGGUCCAAGUUGGUCCACACACUGGUUCAAAAUCCAUUUGACGGUUCCUCGAGAUUUGCUGGACAAAGAACGCUUGGAAUUUCACUGGGAUGCGGGCAAUGAAGGAUUGAUCUGGACAGAACAUGGGCAUCCGUUACAAGGCUUGACUGGCGAUGGCGAACGUACUGAAUGGAUUAUUCCGGAAACCUUUCGUGAUGGUAAAGAGCAUGUCAUUUACAUCGAGAUGGCAUGCAAUGGCAUGUUUGGAAAUGGAAACGGUAACUCUAUAGCACCUCCAGACAACAACCGUUAUUUCACGCUGUCCAAAGCUCAGAUCGUCGCGGUCAAUUUGGAUGCUCGAGCUUUGUACUAUGAUUUUUGGAUUAUUGGAGAUGCUGCAAGGGAGUUCCCACAAGACUCUUGGGAACAACAUGAGGCGCUCAUGGUUGCAAACUCUAUUAUGGAUACUUUCAUCGCAGGUGGUGGAAGCAAACAGGCAAUCAAGGACGCGCGCAAAGUUGCUCAGCAAUACCUGGGUGAUCGGGUUGAUUCUCACAAAGUAUAUGAUACCGACACAGAGGCUAUCGUUUACGCAAUUGGUCACUGUCACAUUGACACCUGUUGGCUGUGGCCAUUUGCAGAGACGAAGCGCAAGGUCGCCAGAUCUUGGUCGAACCAGUGCGAUUUAAUGGACCGUUAUCCUGAACACCGAUUUACAGUUUCCCAAGCUCAGCAAUACAAGUGGCUGAAAACUUACUAUCCAUCUGUGUUUGACCGUGUGAAGAGCUACGUCAAGAAAGGACGCUUCCAGCCUAUUGGUGGCAGUUGGGUCGAGCACGACACCAAUUUGCCUAGUGGAGAGUCUCUUGUGCGACAAUUCCUGUACGGACAGCGAUUGUUUGAGAGUAACUUUGGUGAACGAUGCCGCACAUUUUGGCUGCCAGAUACCUUUGGAUACUCGUCACAGCUACCGCAGCUUUGUCAGCUCGCUGGUAUGGAACGAUUCUUCACUCAGAAGCUGAGCUGGAAUAACAUCAAUAGCUUCCCUCAUACAACCUUCAACUGGGUUGCUCUUGAUGGCAGUCAGGUUCUGUGUCACAUGACUCCGGCUGAGACGUACACCGCAUCUGCUCAUUUCGGUGACGUCAAGCGCAGUAUCUCCCAACACAAGUCCUUGGAUCAAGACAAGACGUCACUCUUAGUCUUUGGUAAGGGUGAUGGUGGUGGUGGUCCAACUUUUGAGCACUUGGAGAAACUGCGUCGCUGCCGUGGUCUAUCUGACAAGAUCGGAUUGCUCCCUCGUGUCAAGAUGAACACGUCCGUGGACGAAUUUUUUGAUCAGUUGCAAGAAAAGGCAGCCAAGGGUGUAAACUUUACAACUUGGUAUGGUGAACUAUAUUUUGAGCUGCACCGGGGCACCUACACAUCUCAGUCCAACAACAAGCGCAACAACAGAAAAGCCGAGUUCUUGCUUCGCGAGAUUGAAUAUUUUGCGACCUUGGCCACUGUUGGCAAAAUGAAGAGCAGCUACAAAUAUCCCAAGGAAGAUUUGGACAACAUGUGGGAAUCGGUACUGCUCUGUCAGUUCCACGACUGCUUGCCCGGUAGCUCGAUCGGCAUGUGCUACGAAGACACAAAGGAGAUUUACGCUGAAGUUUUCGCUACUGGUCAUAGGCUCAAGAAGGAAGCUCUCGCCGCUCUUGGGUUCAGUGAGCCCAAAUCUAGCGAGAAUGUUCAAUACAUCAAUUCCAUGCCUUGGCAACGAUCUGAGGUUGUGAAACUUCCCGAAAGCAAGGGACCCGGCUACGUUCAAGUCAGCGGUUGUACCGGCGCAAUUGAUGCUUCUUUGCUCAGCAGAACAGCAACACCACGUGCUAACGUCAAAGAGCUACGGCCAGGGGUCUUCCGUCUAACCAAUGAGAAAUUGAAGGUCGACAUUCAAGAUGGUGUGAUCGUCUCGUUAUAUGACGUCGAAGCGGAACGAGAAGUCAUCUCACGCGGAGGUAAAGCCGGACAACUCGUUCUCUUUGAUGAUAAGCCUUUGUACUGGCAGGCUUGGGACGUUGAAGUUUUCCACCUUGACUCGCGCAAGGAGCUUAAGUCCAGCAAGACUUCUAUUGCAGAGAACUCUCCUCACUGUGUAAGCGUAGUGACGGAGACGCAAAUCAGCGAUCACAGCUGGAUCAAGACCACUAUUAGCCUGAAGGCCGCCGUGAACAGUGAGCCUUCAUACGUAGAGUUUGACAGCGAAAUUGAAUGGCGAGAGAACAAGAAGUUCCUCAAGGUUGAGUUCCCGGUCGAUGUUCAUAACACUGAAGCUUCUUAUGAGACUCAGUACGGCAUUGUUCGUCGACCGACGCACUACAAUACAAGCUGGGAUAUGGCUAAGUUUGAAGUAUGCUCUCACAAAUGGGCCGACCUCUCCGAAUACGGCUACGGAGUUUCCAUUCUCAAUGACUGCAAAUACGGCUUUGCCACGGUCGGUAACGUCAUGCGAUUGUCUCUCAUGCGAGCACCCAAGGCACCCGAUGCCCAUGCCGACAUGGGCCGUCACCACAUCCGCUAUGCCAUCCUGCCACACUCAGGACCUCUCGACCACCGCACAAUCCGCGCAGGUUACAACUUCAACCAGCCUCUAACCGCUGUCUCAGCAACCACCAAGAGCGCCAGCACCGGUGCAUUCGACGCAAUCCACAUGACCGGUUCCAAGGCUCUGAUCUUAGACACGGUAAAGCGCGGCGAAGAUGACGAGGAUGUCUCACGCGGUGAACUUGCAAAGAGACCCGGUCAAAGCAUCAUAAUGCGUCUGUACGAGUCUCUAGGUGGAAAAGCGCGUGGAACGAUUCAUACCACCUUGCCGGUCAAGAGAGUGUGGAAGACGAAUGUGUUGGAAGAUGAUGAGGCUGAGUUCCCGAUUCUUCAAAAUCACAAGGAUGCUACGAUCGAGGGACAGAAGAGUGUAGAUAUUGAGUUGAGGCCGUUUGAGGUUGCUACGUUUAGGUUGCAGCUAUAG
Messenger RNA from Talaromyces marneffei, 3276 nucleotides. RefSeq lists its product as uncharacterized. The record is from RefSeq and is a predicted model, not a curated record. Gene Ontology annotation, molecular function: carbohydrate binding; alpha-mannosidase activity. Bases 1 to 3276 code for a protein of 1091 amino acids. Gene Ontology annotation, cellular component: fungal-type vacuole membrane. Gene Ontology annotation, biological process: oligosaccharide catabolic process; mannose metabolic process. Lineage: Eukaryota; Fungi; Ascomycota; Eurotiomycetes; Eurotiales; Trichocomaceae. The transcript is spliced from 4 exons.